UAAAGGAUUGAAACAGAAUUGCCCCAGUGUUUGUUGCUGUAAAAAAGGUGUUGAGUUGUUGAGGAUGUAUGAAUAUAUGCGCCUGCCUACAGGCUACAGCCAAGGCCGAGGGGAAGCACACCAACAAACAAACCAGUUGAAAAGUGCAAAGGAUGACGAAGAUCGAUCUAGAAGACCAUCGAAUCGCGAGCCCGAUCCCAUCGAUCUAUCUGAUCCGAGACUUCAUCAACCCAGAGGAGGAGAGCUAUCUAAGUCGAAGGGUCGACCAGGUGGGCAACUCGAAUGCGGUCAUCAGGCCUGACCUUUCCAUCGCUGUCCGAGCCGGUGGAUGGCAACGAGUCAAUGGACGGAGGUCGAUGUAUUGGGGAGGGACGAUGACUCCGAAGGGCAAAUUGGUCCCACAAAGUCCGCCGGGUUUCAUGACCAAUGAAUGGCCACAGGUCUUCAAACGACUCGAAGAAUUGGAGAUCUUUUCGAGCCGGCCUUCUUCAUCUGCGGGUCCCGAAGAACCUCCAUCGACCAGCUCUGAUCAUCUCCCGCCGAACCAUUGUCUCGUCAAUGAAUACAACCCGGGAGAUGGAAUCCUGCCUCAUCUCGAUGGGCCUGCAUAUUUACCGACGGUGGCCACAAUCUCCUUAGAUUCUGACACGGUCUACGAGUUCCAUUGUUACGCGGAUCGAUUCGAGGCUCUUUCGGAGCAGCUCACCAAAGCGCAACUAGAUGGGACGGGCCGGUGUUCGAACUCUGAGGCCGAUGGAGUGCGAGGAAAAGAGGAGGAGGCUCAAGGCGAGCCGUCGCCGACGAUGACGAUGGAGAAGGAGGAGGGACGAGCGAUCGCCCCGGAGCCGCUUUUCUCGCUCUUCGUCCCCCGCCGCUCCUUGAUCAUCAUCAGCCAAGCCUGCUACUCCCAUCUACUCCACUCCAUCCCCGCCCGGCCAGCUGACCUCCUCUCCACUCACCUCGAACGCUGUCUUAAUUGGAACGACUCCUUCGCUCACUUCGCCCAUCAACUCGUCCAUCAAUCUCUGCCCCGGGGCCGCAGAAUUAGCUUGACUUGUAGGAGAGUCGAGCGGGUCGUUAAAGGCUUGGAUCGGUUCUUGAAGUGAUCAUCUUCUUCUUUCUUUUUACUUUUUUUACUUGUAUGUAUCUACAAUAUGCGACCCCUCAUGUUCCUCCCCUGCUCAGUAUCUUGUCAUCUCUAUAUUAUCAAUUCAUUCCACAAAAAAAUAACAGAAUAAUACUUAACA
Molecule: messenger RNA, 1247 nt
Organism: Puccinia graminis f. sp. tritici CRL 75-36-700-3
Lineage: Eukaryota; Fungi; Basidiomycota; Pucciniomycetes; Pucciniales; Pucciniaceae
Exons: 4
Coding region: 153-1106 (317 amino acids)
Source: RefSeq, a predicted model, not a curated record